Molecule: messenger RNA, 5114 nt
Organism: Physeter macrocephalus (sperm whale)
Lineage: Eukaryota; Metazoa; Chordata; Mammalia; Artiodactyla; Physeteridae
Gene: GINS2
Product: GINS complex subunit 2
Exons: 5
Coding region: 98-655 (185 amino acids)
Biological process (GO): double-strand break repair via break-induced replication; DNA replication
Cellular component (GO): GINS complex; nucleus
Source: RefSeq, a predicted model, not a curated record
UUGCUCGGUGGCGGGAAAGCGGCGGCUGCAGCGCGUCUUCCCGGAGGUUGAGCGGUCGGAGGCGGCGGCGAGUCCCGUGCUGGCCGCGGGCCCCACCAUGGACGCGGCCGAGGUGGAGUUUCUGGCCGAGAAGGAGCUGGUCACCAUUAUCCCGAACUUCAGUCUGGACAAGAUCUACCUCAUCGGGGGCGACUUGGGGCCUUUCAACCCCGGCUUACCAGUGCAGGUGCCUCUGUGGCUGGCGAUCAACCUGAAACAGAGACAGAAGUGUCGGCUGCUCCCCCCCGAGUGGAUGGACGUGGAAAAGUUGGAGAAGAUUCGGGAUCAUGAACGAAAGGAAGAAACUUUUACCCCUAUGCCCAGCCUUUACUACAUGGAGCUCACCAAACUCCUGUUAAAUCAUGCUUCAGACAACAUCCCGAAAGCAGAUGAGAUCCGGACCCUGAUCAAGGACGUGUGGGACACUCGCACAGCCAAGCUCCGGGUGUCUGCUGACAGCUUUGUGAGACAGCAGGAGGCACACGCCAAGCUGGAUAACUUGACCUUGAUGGAGAUCAACACCAGUGGGGCUUUCCUCACACAAGCGCUCAAUCACAUGUACAAACUCCGCACGAACCUGCAGCCUUCUGACAGCGCCCAGUCCCAGGACUUGUAGGCAGAGGCUGGUUUGUAGAGGCCCGUGUCCGCCGGCAGGAGGCUCACCGGGGGCCUGAGUGCUCGGCAGUGACACAGGUACUCACAGUUCCAGAGUUCCAGAGCCACUUCUGAACGUAUGCAAAAAAGUGCAGUGAAGCAAGGGAUGGGCUUAUAACCUUGUUGGAAAGCAACAGGCUCCUGCUUAGUCCUCGAGACAUUCUAUAACUCCGCGUCUGUAUCUGGGAGCCCGCUGUCCUUUCAUGGGGAAAUGAGAAAAGCAUUGGCAGAACGAAUGAUUUCCCUAGCAGAGCUCCGGGUCUCCUGCACGGGACUGUCGUGUGCAGGUUGAGUGUUCGGUGACGUCCGGUGUUGCUUUUAAGAUGGAGAUAUAGCAGGAUGGUAACGUGGCCGUGGCCAUUCUUCUCCCUUCUUGACCCUGAUCUCUUGGGCUAAAUUUAGAGUCUGCUACAGAGGCUGUUCACACGGAGGACAGCAGAUGAGUGGUGAGUGACAGCCACCCAUAAUCUAAGCCCUGAUACAAAAUAAAGAUGGAAUCAACCCAAAUCUCUGUUGGGUUUUUUUCCUGCAUAACUGCCACGCAAAGGAAAGGAGCAGGCCAAGUGGCUAGAAUGAUCUGAUGGACCAAACUUGAGAGGUUUAGCAGGCAACUGUGAACUUCCGACCGACACUCUGGGUAUCUCUUGUUCUCUUGGCUGCUUGUGGGUAAGGCCCUAAAGGGUUGCUUAUCAGCAAGAGGAAAGUCAGGGGAAAACCAAUUCCGUGUUAUCGAGUGUGUGAGUGAAGCGGAAGACACGAUGCCAGGGGGAAAAGUGGGGCCUAUGACGUGGUUCUUUUUUUUUUUUUUUUUUUUUAUUUAUUUUUUACUUAUUCUAUGACGUGGUUCUUGAUGGACUGAGGGGAAGACAGUUCUAGGCAGCAGUGGCUCAGGUAACGGUAUUGGUUUUUUCCCCUAGGAGGAAAAGUUUCAGCGCUAGCAUUGCUCAGUCCCUUACGGAAAGUGCAUUACCUCGUGGGGGGGGAGAUGACGGUCUAAGUCCUGUAAUGAGUAGGUUCGGUAACCAGCUGGUUUCCAGUGGUAGCGCCGUCAGUCAAAAGCAGUCACAUGCCACCUCGAGGGUUAUGAAGGGUGUACGUGCGUGAUCAACUGGGCCUAAAGAAUAUCUGCUGGUGUUUUUACCCUUCAGUGUUUAAAAUACAAACUUCAAGUUGCUCAAGCACUAUUCCUCCAUUCCCAGAUGGGUACCCAGAUGUCCCUCUCACAAGCAGCUAUUGUUUAAGCACCAAAGGGCCGCACAUGGAGGGAUGAGGACCCAGAAGACCUGGCCUCCAUCACUUAAGAGAUGACAGGACUUGUCUUUUCAUCUCUCUCUCAUGCAGAAUCCUUCAGAUUUAAUCUGGGGAAUCUUCUAGAAUGAAACCACAUGUUAUUGUGGCGGUUCAGGAGUCCUGUGUAGCCCAGAUCUCACCCCGAAUCCCCUUCUCUUAAAACCUGGCUGAGGCACAGUCGAAUCGGUCUUCACACUUGACCUGUAAAGCUGUGUAAUGGUUGAGCUCUUAUUUUUAUUUUUUGGCCUUAUUAUAACAUAGAAAAGAUUUUUCUCUUAAGAUGAUUCAGGAAGAUUUUAUUUUUUGGAUGUUGUCAGAAAUUACAGCAAUAUAUUCAUAAAUACCUAAUUACUACAUUCAACAAAUAAUAUUACAAUACAGUUAAUUCAAACAAGUACACUUAAAACAGGUUUAAUUUCACAGCAUCUAAACUGCCCCCCAGAGUGACCGAGGCACCGUUCCUCCUCCCUCCAUGUACCGGUUGACUGUUCUAGCAGUUAAGCACAGGUACAUACAAAGUAACACGACUGAUUGAUCAGCGUGGUCUUCCUCGGGUCAAGGCAGAGUUAAAGAGUUAAGGUUAAGCGCCGGAUCAGAAAGCUGGGGACAGGCUACUGCAAGUGGUAAAGUCGAUAGUGUGGUUACUUGGAAGAGGACAGGGCUGCUGCGAAGUGGCUAAUCCACGCUGUACGAUGAACAGCAUUGCGGGGCUGACCAUCUCCAUCUGGUGGCAGGUCCCUGGAACUUGCUACACUUGGAGCCGUGGCCCAGAGGGAAAGGGGGGUAUGCAGUCUCAUUUUGGAGAUGUGACAGCAUUGUGAGCUACUUGAGGAAACACCAUCCCACAUACAAAUUUUAAGCUUUCCUGUUAGAACACUUUAAUGCUUCCGCUACUUUGCCGAAGGUGUGGGCUCCUUUUAGUAUUCCUUGGAGUUUCCCUGAGGGUGUAUAAUCUAUUAGCAUGUUAAUGCCAAUUAAAUGUUUCCUUUAGAAUAUAGACUACUGUUGAAGAGCCUCUCUUGGUCACUUAUCUGAGAUAAUGGAUUAAGAUUAUGGUAUUUCAUGUCAGUUUGGCUUGUUUCUACAUGUGGCGCCAAGUUUGGGGGAAGGCUCUGGGUUGUUGCUAAUGAUCGGAUUAAAUGCAGAACCACACGACUCACUUUUGGAAGGGAUCCCGCACAGGUUUAGCGAAACCCCCUUCAGAGGGCAGACGGCAGCCGUCUCUCCCAGGUGCCGUGGGAAGACACAGGUCGCGAAGGACUGUUCACAAAAAUACACAGAAGUUCCAUGAUCGGUUCUAGAGCAAAUGUGGUGCACUUCUGAACUUUGUCUUUCAAACUCAAUGUGAAACAGCUGAAAAGCUUCAGGGAUUCCACACUUCUGUCAGUUUUUAAGCCCAAACUGGAAAGAGGCUCUGAUGCUACCAUGCUCUUUCAGAACAAGUGUUUUCCAGAUUAUAAAACUAAUUAUUAAAUGGAACAAAAAAACCCCCAAGAUUGGGUACUGUGUCUCAGUGGCGCACUUUCGUUUUCAAAGGACACUCUGUUACCUUUUUCUUCGUUUAUUCAUGUUGCCUUAUGGGUUUGUAUUUAUAUUCUGAUUGAUUGUCCUAUUACUUUUUGACUAUUCAGAGACCCUCACAGGUAGGUGGGAGUAUGGGGAAGCAGAGUGAUGGAGCAGCUCAGAGGCGGGGCAGGGGGAAGGCAGUCAGCUCUAGCUCAGUGACACAGCCGCACCCCUGGGCAGGCAUCCCUUCAACUUAACUGCAGGCCGCGUCCUCCUCCCCAAAGCAACAAAACACCAGCAGACACAGGCGCUCCCCUCAGGUGGUAACGGGAUGGGGCUGUGCAAGUUAGCAGAUCUACCUAUCCCUUUGCUUUUUGGCCAGGACCCUUACCAGAGCCCAGGAGCAAAGGCAUCCGGAGCUUUCCUACUACGGAGGAAGGAGGACUGGGGGGAAGUGUUAAGAUGUAGCCCUUAGGCCUUCAGAGACAGCAAGCAGGUUUUAGGUAGAGAAAUUCAGUGACGUUUUGCCCUGAUCGUUGGCAGUGGGGCUCCCUCUAAACACCUGUCGCCACCUGUGGCACAUGGCGCUCUCUGUGUCUUUGCAGGGGAGGAGGCCCCCGGAAGAGCCCUUAGUUCUCGUCAAGUCGUUUCUGUAGAGAGAAAAGCACUUGCUGACUGCUGAUAAUACUGGCGGCACUUUUUGUCUGAGUUUGCUAAUAACUGGAAGAUUCUUGGCAGACGUACAAAGCAAACUGUGUGGGAACAGAUAAAGUGACACAAUGCCAUCUGCCAGCAAGCUGUUCCGCGCAGCAGCUAAGGUCUGGGGCCGAGGGCAGGGCCACUGAUCACAGUGAGUAGCCUUCCUGAAGGUCAGCCAGCCCUUCCCCUGGCCCAGGGCGUGAUGCUCGGGUCCCCUCCCCUCCCCCGGGGCAGACCACCCACUGGCUGCUUUGGCCUCUGGUUCAGGCCCAUUUGGGCAAGAGAUGCCUUGCUGAUCUAGAUUUCACACUGCUUGAACCUGCAAUAACUGGGGCAAGAAGGGAGGGCUCCCCCCAUGCUUCGCAUUGAAACGAUCAUCCCCGUUCCUAGCCGCUCCUGUGGUUGGCACAGUAAGUCAGUCCAAGAAGAGAAGUUCUGCGCAGACAUUGUUCACCCUACUUUCAGGCUGGUACAAAGCUUUGCAUCUAAAUAAAUAAACCCUAUACAGUUUCUACUUUGCACCUGUGCAGACUGCUGUAAGAUACCUCAGCAUCCUGUCCCAGCAGCCGCUCCCUUCCUCAAAGGCUCUUAACGAAGCCCGUGUGCGCCUGCGCGCGUGAAGGUGCACACACAGCGUCCACCGGGCUCCCGCCGGAGCCCGCCCCUCCUCGCUUCAUGGCAUGGUGUGUGGUGAACUGGCUGCCGUCCGGAGCAGGGGAGGGGCGCAGGAGGAGGUAAGAUGUGACCAUGGCUUUCUACAUCAUCACUCUGGUGCAACUCAGAAAUGAAGUGAUCGCAUAGGCGCCAGUGGUAAGCUCUUUUACUUUUUUCUUCUUCUUUAAUUUUUUAAAAAACACUUCAAUAUCUUAAUGUCCUGACCAGCAGCAGUACAAACACUAAAAGCAAGGUUUUUUUUUUUUUUUGCC